This is a messenger RNA of Verruconis gallopava, 3651 nucleotides long. RefSeq lists its product as uncharacterized. The record is from RefSeq and is a predicted model, not a curated record. Gene Ontology annotation, molecular function: protein binding. Gene Ontology annotation, cellular component: cytoplasm. The transcript is spliced from 2 exons. The coding region runs from base 567 to 2867 and encodes 766 amino acids. Lineage: Eukaryota; Fungi; Ascomycota; Dothideomycetes; Venturiales; Sympoventuriaceae.
AUAGGCCGCAAUAGCUGAGUUAUGGUUACUUUUGUGUGGUGUUCUCUUUGGAAUCAGUUCCAGCGGAUUCAGCUCCAUGCGGGAAACCGUGCCAGACACUAAGCGCGGUCGCUUGGCACAGCUUACCGUCCGGACUCCUCAUUGCUCUUUCAGCGAGGACGCCAUCCACCUCCACAGCCUAUACAACCCCCAUAGCACGUCGAGACGACAUACAAUCGCAGACUUGAGCAUCUCUAUUGUCCCGUGUCGCACACAGUUAUCUUUCCGCCACCUUCGUCGCCCUCUCAAGGGCCUGACACCCCAUCAUCGCAGACCACACGACACCGGAACCCACCUCUUUUCAGUACCUUUCCACGCACGACUAUCGCAAUCGAGUGACGGUCAGGUCUUCCUCAAUUCAUGAAAGGAACGGUGGAGUUGCCAUUCUGCGCCUCGCCGUUGUUUGUUGCUUGUUUCUUGGGGUUACGGUGUCGCCAAGUGUCAAGAUAGGCUUGGAAAGGGCUAUCCAGAGCGCCGUAUCACACAUCACUUAGGUCAUAUCCACGGUCCCAACUGCAAAUCCGCAGAUGACGGCUGUCGCACAUCUCCCGAACUUGCAACCCAUCAACAGAACGGGAUGGAGCGGGUCUAACGGCGCCAAUAACGGCCUGAACACUACGAGCACCGACGACGUUUCGAGGAUGCUCAUGCCUCGCAAGACUGCGCAACGUUCAAAUUCGUCCUCAUCGCUAAACUCCCUCGCUUCUAGCUCUUCGACUACCUCAACAACAUCAACGCAAUCAGCGUCUUCUGUUUCCGCACCCAAGACAAACGGCGUCAACGGCGCUGUAAAUGGCGACUGGGGUGCAAGAAAACGUACUGCUCGCGGUAUAUGGCAGCCAUCCAAGUCAGAACCUAUAUCCGGUAUAACUACUGCGCGUCCUCAGUCCAUAAACUCUGCUACAUCAGGCCCUUCCGCUGCCUCGGCCAUAUCCGCCUUGCACAAUCCGAACGGGAUGUCGCUUCAAGGUCAGCCGGACACACAGCAGAACGGCUCCAUGCAGCUGGGAAAGUCGCGGCAAAAUGAGAAAACAGCCGUGCUUUAUCUUACACCGAUGAAUGGCACCUUCGAACGGAAGACAAUCAAUGUUCCAUUCUAUCCAGAUGUCCUAAGAAUAGGACGACAAACAAACAACAAGACUGUACCAACACCUACAAAUGGCUUCUUUGACUCGAAAGUGCUAUCGCGGCAGCAUGCGGAGAUCUGGGCUGACCGAAACGGCAAGAUCUGGAUUCGAGAUGUAAAGUCCUCAAAUGGCACAUUUGUCAACGGCCAGCGACUAUCACAAGAGAACAAGGAUUCAGACCCACAUGAACUUCGUGAACAAGAUAUGUUGGAACUAGGUAUAGACAUCGUCAGCGAAGACCAGAAAACCGUUGUGCACCAUAAAGUUGCUGCACGAGUAGAGCACGCCGGUUUCUACGAGCCCAACAGUGUUCUGGAUUUAAAUUUUGGAGAUCUGGAUUCAUCCGCAACCUCAAGCCUUCUUGGUGGUAAUAUUGGGCAAGCACUUGGACAAAUGCGACGAAGCAACAGCAAUUCGUCGAUCAACAGUACUGGUAGGGUGAGCAUUGGAAGUGCUACGACCAGCACGAGCAACAUCCAGCAACGAGUACCACACUUUUGGCUUGCACCAGUGAACAUGGACAGAAUAAUACAAAAGCUUAAUGCAGAGUGCAAAGCUGCUAAGCAGCAAUCGCUCGAUUUGCAAAGAGCGCAACAACACAUCGACGCGAUACUAUCAGCGGAAAGCCAAAGCUUUAAGAAGGACUCCUCGCAGAAGACCUCGCCAAUCGAGAAAUCAAAAGGGAAGGAUAGUUUUCGGGCUCGAUUUUCGGAUCCACCCGCUCCUCCUCCACAAGCACCUCUGCCAGAGAAGCCAGAUGCAGCUAUACAUCGCGGCGUCAAUGUCGUCUCUGGAACUUUCCAGCCAUCACUAAGUAGGGCUGAUACGGAGAAGCCGAAGCUUCCGACGUCAAACACGUCUCAACCAUCCACAACCGAUGCCUUGGCUACUGCUGCACAAUUCGCAAGUUUAAUGGAACAACUUAACAAGGCAAAGCAAGAAGUCGAAACCGAGCGAGCACGAUUACGGGAAACAGAGGAUUUGCUAGUCCAAGAACGGGUGAAGCGUGAAGAUGCUGAAGAGCGGGCUAAGCGAUUAGAAAGCCAGAAGCUAUUAGUACCACCACCGCCGGCGAAGCCUGAAGAUGCCACUACGCCGAUAGACGAUGUGAAACAAGAUCUUCCGAAGGAAACAGAAGCGGAUGUAAUGAAGCUCCAGGAGCGUUUCGAUCUGCUGUUGGCUGAAUUUAAUGAGUACAAGAUCGCAGCAGAGCAGUGGCGGGCGGAGAAGGAGCUUGCAGAGAAAGAGCGCGACGAAGAAAGACAACAGCGGCUCACACUGGCAGAGAUGAUUGAGAAGAUUAAGUCAGAAGAAGCGUCACGGUCACCGAAGCGCAAGUCUAGAGGACGGCGAAGAUCACGAUCGAAGUCCUCAGACACGUCACCAUCCUUAUCUCACGACGGCGCCAAGGAAGACCGCGAUAUUGAUGCGGAGGCCGUCGAUGUCGAACAACAUCACUCAAAUGGCUCUAUUGAGAAGACCAUCAAAGCUGCCACUGCUAAUGGCCACCCCUUCGCUGGUAGCAGAACAGCGUCAAAUGGACCCAAUCAAUCAGAUACCCAGAGAAACACGCUUGUGCGCAGAGAUCUGCAAUUGACAGAAGCCGCACCCUACCUCUCCGCUAUCAGUGUGGUGAUGAUUGGUGUAGCAGUAAUGGCGCUUUUGAAUAAGAUGCAACGAGGCGAGAGCAUAAAAUCAUGAUUACAAAGAUACCACCCAUUUUCGCAAAAAUCGAGUUUAGGGGGGAGUUGCGAAACAGCUAUGUUCGCAAUAUCGAUGCAACGAAUCUGACGGACGGAAGCACGCACGCACGCACGGACGAUUUGUUAAAUGAUGACGCGGAAGACUGGACUGGCAUUUAGACAUUCUUUUACUACUACUACCACUUUUUGGGUUUGAGAAGCAUCAUGGAUACACAACAUGGUUAUUUCUGUGGGGCUUCGCCAUUCUUCACUUUUUUCUGGCUACAUCACACAGACGCUUCCGAAACGCCGUAUGCCUGCUUCUUGAGAUGGUUUAGCGGUGUUGUUUUCCUUUGUAUUUCUGCAUAUAGUUGUGGCGUCUGAAGGAGUUCAGUGGUUCUUGGCAAAGGUAUCGGGACAAGAGGUUUUGGUCGUGGCACUCUUUCUUCCUCCUACUCCCUAUUCUCCUGUUUUUUUCCGACUUCUCUUUGUUCGGAGUAGGAAAUGUCGUGUAGGUGUAUAAGUGGAUAGGCAAAAUGACCAUAUUCUACCGCGUCGGUGCACGUCUCCGAGUUUCCGCUUCGUAUUUCCGAUAAAGUUCAUGAAUUUACCAAGGCUGUAAGUAGAGGAUGUGAAAAGAGCACAGCAAGCAGAUAUCCGAGUUCGAUAGUUGUGAUUGAGUUGUAACACGGGACUUCAAGGCCCGUACCAAAUCUGGUGUAUUGCGGGAGAUGGAGGCCAGCAUUCCAGCGGCUUGUGCUCGUUUAAACAGUUCGAAAUAGUUCUUUAGCAUCUUUACUAAA